AUGGCGACUUUCAUGGGCUACGUGGCUGUGUGGAUGAACAUCCCCACCUAUGGCUCCAUCGAGCAUGCGGUCUUGGGAACACUGCGCGGCACGGCCAAAGCGCUGCAGUUGUCCUUGUCCGACCCGGGGAACAUCUGCGUGGACUCACUGGACAAGACGAAGAAGGGGAAGACCAGGAGGACCGCUCGAGGCCGAUGUCAGCUUUUCGCAAUUAUGAAUUUAAUCAUGUCUUCCCACCAGUGGGCAGGCCAGCGCAAGCCCAACUUGCCGCACGAGCUCCUGGAACCGGACUGGCGUGUACUCAAGCUCACGGUCACCGACUCCAGUCUGCUUCUUCGUGCUCUGGCCCGCGGAGAAGUCGAGGCCAAGGGCGAGACUUUCGUGAUGAAAUCGUUCUCGCCUCUGGCCCCAGUGUUCUUUCAGCCAGUUGUGAAGCCGACGGAGGUGGGCUUCGCGCAGACGACUGUCACAGGCCACAUCUGCAAAGUCACCGCGAACUUGGGGUCUCCUGUGAAGAUGCAGGGCAUGGACCAGGACGUGGGCGGCGUCGUGACCUUCUUCGCCCCCGUGAAUGACGAUGUCCGUAAUCUCUUCAUGGACAAGGAUGCGCCGCUGCAUACAUCCUUGACCCCUCCAUGCCACCAACAAUUUCGGAGCCUCGUUGUCGGGAACUUGGAGGCCCAGGGCUAUGAGGUACCGGUGUCGCAGGCCAACUUAGUGGACUAUAUCCUGUUCAUGGAGGACAAGGACGCAGCCUCGAUCAUAGGACGGACAAUGGGCAUGAGCUGGACACUUGCAGUGUCUGUACCGUUGGUGGCUAUGAAGACCACGGACGGCAACAUGUGCCAUGCGCCUCAUGCUGGCUGCUUUCAGAAACUGUGGCUGAUGCAGGGCAAGUUUGCGGAGAGCCUCUGCCUUGAGAAGAAGGUGAAGGUUUCCUUGUACAAGACAACUCUGGACUUCGACAUGCAGGAUGGCGAGAUGGACCUGGCCCAGCUGCGAGAGUCGAAACUCCGUGCUCGCCAGCAGGACCGUGUGCGGAGGCUGGAUGCGAAGAUCGUGGCUAUGCAGGAAGAGGUCCAGCGCUUGAAGAAGAGGAAGGCCCUUUAUUCAGAUCGUGCCAGCGCAACAUCCGACGAGGAUGAAGAGGACAAUGACUCAGCAUCCAUGACGUAA
This is a messenger RNA of Symbiodinium natans, 1176 nucleotides long. The record is from the annotation of a GenBank genome assembly. Lineage: Eukaryota; Dinophyceae; Suessiales; Symbiodiniaceae.